AUGGUACGCCUUCAAUGGUCGGUUCUCGAAAAGGUUUUAUCGGAAUUCGGAAGGAAAGAGCAACCGCUAUGAAUGUCCAAGAAUAUGAUUUAAUAAUUCUGCAUUGCAUUAUUCACCAACAAAAUUUGUGCUCUAAGUCCAUUCGAUUGAAGAAUGUUAUGGAUGUGGUUGUAAAUACCAUUAAAUUCAUUAAAUCCUGCCAUCUUAACCAUUGGCAGUUUAAAGCAUUUUUGGAUGAUCUUUCUUCAGAACACGAUGUGACAUAUUAUUAUUGCGAAGUAAUGUGGCUAAACAAAGGUAAAAUGCUAAAAAGAUUUUAUAAGGAAUAGC
Messenger RNA from Psylliodes chrysocephalus, 330 nucleotides. The record is from the annotation of a GenBank genome assembly. NCBI's taxonomy places the organism in Eukaryota, Metazoa, Arthropoda, Insecta, Coleoptera, Chrysomelidae.